This is a messenger RNA of Phragmites australis (common reed), 2213 nucleotides long. RefSeq names its product nuclear transport factor 2-like. The coding region runs from base 196 to 1902 and encodes 568 amino acids. Lineage: Eukaryota; Viridiplantae; Streptophyta; Magnoliopsida; Poales; Poaceae. Gene Ontology annotation, molecular function: mRNA binding. Gene Ontology annotation, cellular component: cytosol; ribonucleoprotein complex. The transcript is spliced from 9 exons. The record is from RefSeq and is a predicted model, not a curated record.
GCCUACUCAGCGGAUGCCCCCGCCGCCACUGCACCGCCUCGUCCCCAGACUUUUCUAGGGUUUCCUCCUGCCUCCACCACCGCAUCCGCCGGCGGCGUCGUCCCGUGGCGGUGCCGGCGACACCUGCCCACCCUCCUCCUCCAUCGGGUCGCUCCGCCCGACGUCCGCGACUAAGUCGUGUACUUCCCUUUAGCAAUGGCAGGGCAAGCAGGAAACCCAGUAAACCAUCCUAUAAGUCCCCAUGUGAUAAGUGGUGCAUUUGUUCAGCAAUAUUACCACAUUCUACACGAGCAACCGGAGCAAGUGCACAAGUUCUAUCAAGAUUCAAGCAUUAUUGGUCGACCAGAUUCCAGUGGAACCAUGGUGUCUGUGACCACUCUGGUUGACAUCAACGAAAAAAUUAUGUCUAUGGACUUCACUAACUGCUUAACAGAGAUAGAGACUGCAGAUGCUCAGUUAUCUCACAAGGAUGGGGUGCUCAUUGCUGUUACUGGAUCCUUGACUUCAUCUGAAGGCCUUUGUCGUAGAUUUACCCAGUCGUUCUUCCUAGCACCGCAAGAAAGUGGUGGCUAUUUUGUUCUCAAUGAUGUGUUUAGGUUUAUAUCAGAAAGACAACUGGCUGAGAUAAAUCAAGUUGUUACUCAAGGAAAUGAAAGCAGUCAGAAUGUUAGAUCUGGAUCCGAAACAUGUUCAGCAUUACCAGAACCUAUUCCAGCUGACAAGAGUCUGAUCUCAGACCAUCUGGCAGUUGAGAAUGUUACGGAGGGGCAAGUUAUCAACCCCUCUGUGAAUGGCACUGCCAUUGAAAAUAAUGUUACUUCCGAGUCACCUGUGCAAGUGGUCAAAGAGGAUCCUAAAAAGGCCCCAGUUGCUGCUCCUCCCCCUCCUGCUUCAACUCAGGCAGAUGUUCCUAAGAAAUCUUAUGCAUCCAUUGUGAAGGUCAUGAAGGAGGGCCCACCGACUCCACCAGCUGCCAAAGCAACUCCGUCAGUUGUCAAACAUAAGCCAGCGCCUAAAUCUGUCACCAAGCCCGUCGAAGGUCCAGAAAAAUCUUCUGCCAAACCUACCCAGUCUAAUGAAACCACUCCAAGUGAUGAUAAUGUUGCCGAAAAUGACUCUUCUCGUAAUGGGCAAGGCUAUUCAGUUUUUGUCAAGAGUUUGCCUUUCAAUGCCGAUGUUCAAAUGGUUGAGGAAGAAUUUAAGAAAUUUGGUGCUAUCAAGCCAGGUGGCAUCCAAGUCAGGCACGAUAAGGGCAUUGGUGUGCAGGCUGAUCGUUUCUGCUUUGGCUUUAUCGAAUAUGUGUCCCAGCAAUCUAGGCAAGCAGCCAUUGAGGCAUCCCCGGUUCAUAUGGGUCAGAAAGAAGUCUAUGUUGAGGAGAAAAGAACCACAACACGUGUUGUGAAUGGUGUUGUCAUCGCUCGUGGUGAUAAUGGUGGAGGUUCCCGUUUCCAAUCUGGCAGGGGAGAGUACCGUGGUGAUAAUUUCAGAGGACGAGGAAGUGGCUUUGCGAACAGUGUCAACUACAGAAGCGGUGACAACUACAACCGUGGGAAUGACGAGAACUUCAACCGCAGGAAUGAUGAGAACUUCAACCGCAGGAAUGAUGGCGAGAACUUCAACAGUAGGAAUGACGAGAACUUCAAUCGCAGGAAUGGCGGUGAGAACUUCAACCACAGGAGUGACGGCGGUGAGAACUUCAACCGCAGGAGUGACGGCGAGAACUUCAACCGGAGGAAUGACUUCAGAAACCGGAAUGAUUACUCAGGCCAUGGACGGGGGCCACCACCAGGGAAUGGCUAUCACCACAAUGGGAACGCUUUCCAUCCAUCUGGACCCUUCCAGAAUGGGAAUGGGAGGUUCCCCCGCGGCAAUGGCCCUAAGCAACCUCCGGUUGCUGCGUAGAGGUAUCACCAGGUGAUUUCCAUCAAAGUAGGAAGCUUAACGCUACAUUCAAGUGAGUGUAAGGAUUAUAGUAAGAGCAUUGCUGAUCACACAGUCGAGAGGCAUCAAAUUUUUCUGUACCGUGUUAAUUAGGUCGCUACCAUCUGAGUAGUGGCAGUGGUCCAUUGGUGGUAGGUGAAUUUUGUUGAUUAGUUGCCGUUGGCUAGUGUCAAUUGGUUGGUCAUGGUCCAUAAUUGUGUCAUCAGCCGAUCAGAAUUGGGGAAUUGGACACUAAUCUUAUUAAGUUUGUGAAGAGAUUGAAGUUCUCCUUA